AAAUGUCGUCAACAAAUGAAUCCAGGGAUGGCUGCAGUGGUGGUCAAAGAUGGACAUGUUUUUGCAGAAGGGUUUGGUGUCAAGGACUUGGAGACUAAACAACCAGUGACCACAAGGACUUUAUUUGGCAUUGGCUCACUUACUAAAGUGUUUGCCAACUUGCUGAUCCAAAAAUACUUUGGCGAGAACUCCAGAUACAAUCUGACCACAACAUUAAGACAUUUCUUUGAGAGAAGCGACCUUUUCACUUACUCGGAAAUGCGAACGUUUUAUUCCAACACACUUGAUCUGAUGACUCAUAGAAUGGGCUUCCCGAGUCAUAACUACCUGCGGCUUGACAAUACAUUAAAUCGAAAAAAUAUAUUAAAACGUAUACGGAAUUUUAAACCACGUGGAAGUUUUAGAGACAGUUUCUACUACAAUAAUAUUUUGUAUGGGCUUCUCACUGACAUGGGUGAACGACUAGGUGGAAAUUCUUGGGAGGAGCUAAUUAAGCAAGAAUUCUUUAAGCCUAUUGGUAUGACAAACUCCACAUUUUUUACUACGAUGAAUCCGAACCUCAUCAAUAUUUCCACUGGAUACAUACAGGAAAACGAACAACUUUAUCCAGCAUCUUUUGAACUCUUAAGGAAAUGGACUGAGUUAUGUGGUUCCGCUUGCGUAGUAGUCAAUGCUAAUGAUAUGGCACAAUUCAUGAAAUUCCUAUUAAACGAUGGAGUCACCUACUCGGGUGAGAGACUCGUCGGAAAAGAAGAGAUGAAAGACAUGUUUCUCUCUUGGAAUCUUUUGCGAUCAUCCAAGAUUGAAGAAUACUUCUCAACUAUAAAAGGAGUUCCUUUCUCUAGACAAUACACAGGCUACGCUCUUGGUUUAAAGACUGGAAUGUAUAGAAAUCAUAGAAUAUUAGAAGAAGUGGGAGAUAUUUUUGGAUACAGUUCAAUAAUGACCCUCUUCCCAGACCAGAAUUUGGGUAUCUUUAUCGCCAUGACAGGCCAAGACAAGAAUGAUUUUUUCCGAAUCACUGUCAGUUCUUACCUAGCUGAUUUAUACAACAAACAGGAACCCUGGUUAAAUGUCUCGACUAUAUGUACCUUCCCAGAGCCUUUCAUGAAGAAGCCAAAUAGAGAAAGAAGUGAAAAGACUUUUAAAGAAAUUCCUCUGGGUAGACCAGCAAGUGAUUUCAUUGGAAGAUACCACCAUGAUAUAUAUAGGGAUAUUAUAGUCACGGAAUACAAUGGUUCACUAAAACUUCAAUACGGAUAUGCCUCCUUUGAUUUGAUUCGUCGAAGUUCUAAAUCUUAUAAAUUCAACAUGAUAAGUACAGGAAUUGUAUCCCAUGCUUUCAAGAAGAGAUCUGUGGAAUUUAAAGCAAGUAAUUCCAGUCGACCAGGCUACAUAGAUAUUGCAUAUUUACGACAUUUCGAGAAAAGUGAUUUCAUAAAACAACCACACUUGACCGUUGUAAAACCGGAGGAAAUUGAAAUGAGCAGGGAAGACAUUUUAGAUACUGCAUUGCAGACAACAUUUGAGGCUUGCCGAUGGAAUCAAAACCCAAGUAUGGUAGUUGCAGUUGUUAAAGAUGGAAAAGCCGUCUUCUCUAAGGCAUAUGGUUACAAGGACUUGGAAUCUAGGCAAUCUGUGACGACUAAAACGAUGUUUGGCAUUGGUUCUUUGACAAAAAUAUUUGCCAAUCUUCUUAUACAAAAGUAUAUGAAUAAUGAUACAAGAUAUGACUUGAACACUACUCUUCGGCAUCUUUUUGGUAACAAAGAACUAUUCAAUCAAUCUUUUCUGCUCUCUCAGUUUGUUAAUACUUUGGAUGUGAUGACCCACAGAACGGGUCUCCGACCGUAUAACUACCUCCGAUUGGAUAACAGUCUCAAACGGGAAAACGUAAUGGAACGGGUUCGGCUUUUAAAAACAGAGGGUGGAUUCCGUGAUCAUUUUAGAACAAACAAUCUUAUGUAUGGAGUUUUAACGUACAUGAGUGAAAAAAUGGGAGGAAGUUCAUGGGAAAAUCUUGUAAAUAAGGAUAUUUUUGAUCCACUGGAAAUGAAAAAUUCUUCUUUUUUUACUGAACUGGAUCCUGAUAUGAUUGAUGUAGCGAGAGGAUAUGUCUUAGACGAAGGAAUUCUGCAUCCCGUGUCUUUCGAAUUUUUGCGACAAUGGACAGAACUGUGUGGUGCAGCUUGCAUAUUGACAAGUGCGGAUGAUAUGGCGAAAUUCAUGAACUUCCUUUUAAAUGAUGGAAAGACGGACUCCGGCAUCAGUUUGAUUGACCAAAAGAGCAUAGAAGACUUCUUUCUGACAUGGCAACAACUGCCAUCCUCACCUAUAGAGGACUAUUUCGCCAAGUCCAAAGGGGUUCCGUAUUCUAGGACAUACUCAGGAUACAGCUUGGGGUUCAAUGUUGGAACAUAUAGAGGUCACAGAAUACUGGAGGAAGCGGGAAACCUCUUCGGUUACCGGUCAUUGAUAACGCUUUUCCCAGACAAACACUUAGGUAUUUUUAUCUCAACGACAGGUGAAGACAACGAUGAACUGUUUCGGAUUUCUGUUAGUUCCUACAUAAGUGACCUUUACAAUGAAGAAAAACCUUGGCUUAACUCUAUUGUGCUUUGUAGCUUUCCACGACCUUUCAUGCCCCACCCUGUCAAGAGACGCUCCCGUUAUAUCCCUAAGGACAUUCCGCUAAGACGCCCGGUUAGGGACUACACGGGAACAUAUUUCAAUGAAGUGUUUCGUGACCUGUUGAUAACGUCAGAGAACAACAGAUUAAAACUUACGUAUGGGUAUGUCACAUUUGAUCUUCGGAAGAAAACGGAAAAUUCUGAAAAAUUUUACAUGAUCGCUGAGGGGUCUGCGCAACAUAUUCUUGGGACAAAAACUGUUGAGUUCCGAGAAAGUAAGGCAAAUAGUACAGGCACUAUAAAUGUAGUGCAUCUGAACAGCUUCGAAAAUAGUGACUUUGUUAAAUUGCCGGCAGUUGAUACGUCUUCUAUCUUUGACAUUCUCUGACCAUUUCUAGCGAUUCAUACAAAGAAACUAUUUUUAAUUUCUUCUUAGACAGAAAUAUCUUUCAUAACAAGAAAUUAAACAGGUGCCGUGUUUGUGCAAUUUUUAUUGCGAUCCAAAACCCCCGGAGAGAGUACAAAACUGUAAUCAAUACAUUAAAACAGAUUUUACAAGAAAGUCUUACUGAUGUACAUGUCACAAUUGA
Molecule: messenger RNA, 3220 nt
Organism: Saccostrea echinata
Lineage: Eukaryota; Metazoa; Mollusca; Bivalvia; Ostreida; Ostreidae
Exons: 10
Coding region: 16-3018 (1000 amino acids)
Source: RefSeq, a predicted model, not a curated record